Molecule: messenger RNA, 456 nt
Organism: Spathaspora passalidarum NRRL Y-27907
Lineage: Eukaryota; Fungi; Ascomycota; Pichiomycetes; Serinales; Debaryomycetaceae
Gene: ERG28
Product: Erg28p
Exons: 1
Coding region: 1-456 (151 amino acids)
Cellular component (GO): endoplasmic reticulum; membrane
Molecular function (GO): protein-macromolecule adaptor activity
Source: RefSeq, a predicted model, not a curated record
AUGAUCGAAUACUUUCAAUCUUUAUUACCAUACACCACUCCACAAGGGGGGAAGCUUCCAUAUUGGCUUCUCUUUAUCUCGAUUGUUUCGAUUUUUAACUCAUACCAAACAUACCAAUCGAAAGAUCUUCAACUUACCAAGCGUGUUUAUGAAAAUGAAUCUUCUCCUUCCCAACCAUCUCAACCCCAAGUGACACACCUUAGUGCUCGUACUUUUGGAACAUGGACCUUGAUCACCUCAAUUGUCAGGUUUUAUGGUGCUUACAAUGUUACUAAUAAGGCAGUUUAUGAAUUAGUUCAAUUCACUUACCUUGUUGCUGGAUGGCAUUUCUUCAGUGAAUGGUUGAUCUACAAGACUUGUAAGUUGGGGAAAGGGUUAGCUGGUCCUUUGAUUGUUGCUUCAGUCAGUUCAAUUUGGAUGUACUUACAAAAGGAUUUCUAUCUUGGAAGUGCUUAA